Messenger RNA from Cylindrotheca closterium, 918 nucleotides. The record is from the annotation of a GenBank genome assembly. NCBI's taxonomy places the organism in Eukaryota, Bacillariophyta, Bacillariophyceae, Bacillariales, Bacillariaceae.
AUGACGAAACGAUUAAUAGCAGCUCUUUGCCUACUGCUUUCAACAGCAUCCGCCUUUACAACAGGCAAUACCCGUAUAUUGAACAGGCCUUUGACAACAUCGCCAUCAUCAUCGUUGAAAUUGGAGACUUCCUCACGACGGAAUGCUUCACCAAUUAUGACCAAACAACGAUCUCGGACGACUUCUUCAACGCAACUUCAAAUGGGAGCUGUUCCCGUCGGCGCUUUUGCUGGUAUUUUGACGGGAGGACUAUUUGCAGGAGGACUCCAUGCCAUUGCCGGACCCGAUCACUUGGCAGCUCUUCUUCCUCGGUGUUGUGGGCAAAGAUGGUACAAGGCAGGAAAGGUUGGUGCUUUGUGGGGAAUGGGCCAUGGAGUAUCGGCGAUAAUUUUGGGAGUUUUGGCAUUUGGAUUGAAAGCACAGGUCCAAAAAGCACCCGGCGUCAAGUCGCUCUUGACGGGAGCCUCGCACGUGAUGGAAAUUGCUGUGGGUUUGUCCCUUGUUGUUAUCGGAGCCAUGGGAAUCAAGGAGGCAAAGGAAUGGGAAGAAGAAAAUCCACCAGGAACAACUGCCAAUAGUUUGUCGGCGGCUGCCUCCCCCGAAGUGGGAGUUGCGGAAGCACAAAAACGAGCAGUCAUCUUCAAUGGACUGCUGCAUGGAUUUUCUUGGGAUGGAGCACCAUCGCUGGCACCUGCUUUGGCCGUCGCAAACUGGGGCGGAAACAUUGUAUUUUUGACGUCCUAUGCACUUGGAACCAUGGCAACAAUGGCCGUUACCACUACGCUUGUCGGAGAAGGAACAAGGCGGGCUGGUGAAAUCUUCAAUCGCCCUGACAUUCCACAAAAGUUGAGCUUCUUUUCGUCGAUUCUCGCUAUCGUUAUCGGUCUUAUCUGGUGUGGACUCGCAUUGAAGCCAUAG